Messenger RNA from Anopheles cruzii, 1266 nucleotides. RefSeq names its product putative gustatory receptor 2a. Gene Ontology annotation, biological process: sensory perception of taste. Lineage: Eukaryota; Metazoa; Arthropoda; Insecta; Diptera; Culicidae. The transcript is spliced from 5 exons. The coding region runs from base 1 to 1266 and encodes 421 amino acids. Gene Ontology annotation, cellular component: axon; membrane; neuronal cell body. The record is from RefSeq and is a predicted model, not a curated record.
AUGCUGCCGACACUCAUCUUUCAGCUGUGCGGGCUGCAAUCGUUUGCGACCGUGUCGUUUCCGGUGCUGUCCGCGCUGGCCCUCCUCUGGUGCACCGGCAACAUUGUCCUGUACGUCGGUGUCCUUGUGUUUUGCGUAUCCGAACGAAAGUGGCUUUUCGCCGAUCCGCGACACCCGGCGAGCGGUCGGAUCAAUUUCAUUCCCUUCAUCAAAAGCUCGAUCACCGUUGUGGCUCACCUGUUGGUGCUUCUCGAGGCGCUGCUGGCACGGAACGCGUACCGCGCCAUAGACCGGCAGCUCCGGACGAUCGACGGCCAGCUGCAGCGGCUGACGGAUUCGACGGCGAGCGCGGAUUUGCUUCUGGCCAACCGGCGCUAUCGAAACAAGUUGCUUGUGUUUGUGCUUUUCGUUUGCACCACCGAACUGGGCGUUCUGGCGAUUCUCGACACGGGUCCGGUCCAGCAGGCGAUCUGGUACCUGACGGUGCCGUCGCUUUUUAUCAUCCGCCUCAAGCAUCUACAUCAUACGUACCAUAUUGACCGACUGGCCGCUCUGUUCGGGGUCCUGUGUCGACAGCUGACUUCAAUCGUCGGUGGAAACACGGUGGGCGCCCGGGACACCAAAAAUGCCGGGGGCGAGGAUAAGGAGUUCCGGUGGAACGUGCUCCAUCGGGCCGGACCAUCUGGCUGGCCAACGGUCAACACCAGCCGUGAAGUGGACAGUGUCCGGCGAAUGUUGCGUAUCGAAAGCACGUACCUUGCCCUGUGGCACACGGUCUCGGACCUGAACCGGACCUGCGUCUACUCGCAACUGGUUAACCUGCUCCAAAACUUCAUACAGUGCACUUGCGACCUCUACACGAUGUACUCGCUGCUCUAUCUCAAUCAGUUUGACGAUAUUCUCGGAUAUAUUUUGAGCAUCGUGGCAACGUUCGCGGCCCUUGGCACCCUGCUGGCGGCCUGCGAGAACUGCAAGAGCCAGGUUAGCCAGAUGGGACAAUUGUUGCACCACCGGAACGGUGACGAAGUGGAUCUGCUCGGCAAAAUGGUUGAAAAUUUGUCCCUCUUGCUUCAGCACACACCGCUCUACUUCUCGCUGGGAGGAUUUUUCGACAUGGACUUGGUUCUGUUGAAAGAGAUGGCGGCCGCAAUCGCGACCUACAUGGUCAUUUUCAUACAGUUUAUGCCGAAGGAGGACGCCACCGCACCCGCGCCGGAGUCAGCCGUGGGGAACGGCUCGGUCGUCACCGAUCACGCCGUUGCCUGA